AUGCGUGGAAAAGAAUUGGAGUUUUUUCAAAUUAUGAGUGGGAUGUUGUAUCAUCUAAAUGCAGAAUAUAGCAUUGAUAAUGUUUUUAGAGAUGAUAAGCUUAAAAAAGCACAUUGUAGAAAUUCAGCUUGGCAUCCACAAAGUCCUGCUUUAAAUCAUAAUGUAGGUGAUACUAAAACCUCAUCAUGA
This is a messenger RNA of Entrophospora sp. SA101, 189 nucleotides long. The record is from the annotation of a GenBank genome assembly. NCBI's taxonomy places the organism in Eukaryota, Fungi, Glomeromycota, Glomeromycetes, Entrophosporales, Entrophosporaceae.